AUGUCUUCCUCUGACAGUCUUGGCGGCGAUAACCCGAUUGUUAUUGCCCCAGAGGUUACAUUUAAGAAGAGGAGGCUGAUUAACAAGAAGCCCGCGGCAUCGUGGGAGUUGAAACCUUUCGGAAACUCGGCGCGCGAUGACCCCAGCUUGGUCUUGAGACAUUGGAGGCGGAAAACGGAGGGUUCCGGUGCGCUUGCGCCCACGACAGAAGGCGAUCUUUCAAACGGCGGUGGAAGAAGGGGAGGCGAGGGCGUGUGCGAAGACUCUGCCUUUGCCAAAUACAACGUUCACGUCACCGUGCCGCAAUACAGCGACGAUCAGUACCGGCUCAACCUCCAGAGCACCGAAUGGACCAAGGACGAGACGGACUAUCUUCUACUAGUAGCCAAGGAGUUCGACCUGAGGUGGCCGGUGAUAUGGGAUCGAUACGACUUCGUUCCCUCAGCGCUGAACGGCGAGGCCGGGGCAGACGGAGAUGAGAGUAAGGCCAUCAUCCCGGCGCCCAAGGAGCGCACGUUGGAGGAGUUGAAGGCGCGAUAUUACGAGGUCGCAUCCAAGAUGAUGGUUCUCCAAAAGCCCGAGCAGUAUAUGACGGACGCCGAGAAAACCUUGUAUACUAGAUCGAGAGACGAGGCCAAAGAGGAAGAGUCCCUCCUGGUGGAGGUGCGGCGCAUCAUGGCCCGCAACGAGCGGUUCAACGAAGAGCGCCGCGAGCUUUAUAGACGCUUGGAUUAUCCUCACACGGACCAAGACAUUAGCAGCUUCAAGUCGAGCGCUGGGCUGCAGACCCUCUUGCAAAACCUGUUGGCUGUGGAUAAGUCGAAGAAGAGAAAGUCGAUUGCGCCAGCGGAGGGGACCAGCCCUUCGACCGCACCCGCGCCGCAGGCGACGCCAGUUACCGAGACCGCCCCGAACCGGCGGGAUAGCAUCGCAGCGUCAACUACCACUACCACAGCGGCAGCACCGCAAGGUCCAGGACACAAUCGGAGAGAAUCGAGCAGCACAGUACCUACCCAAACACCGACGACGACUUCAGGGAAGAAGGGCACUGCGCCGCAGGAGAAGAAGAAGCUGUCCCAGCAAGAGCAGACUCUCUACGGUGUUUCGCAUCACGACAGGCUAUCGUCUGGCCAGAUGCAGCUACGAAUCACCAACGUUCUCACCGAGUUGGACUUCCCAGCGAGGCUUACGAUGCCCACUUACAACAUUACCAGCCAGUACGAACGUCUCCUCUCGUCUAUAAUCAAUCUACUCGACGUUAGGAAACAAGGCGACAAGCUUGACUCCGAGCUCAAGGUUGAGCAGCAGAAGAAAGCUCUACGGGAAGCCGAAAACAAACCAGCAGAGGAAGCCAAUGCUAGUAAGGAUAAAGAAGGCGCCGAAGCAGGAGCAACCGAAGAUUCUGCGGCGAAUGCUAGUGCGGCUACGGGCGAGGUGUCGGAGAAGUCUGGCGAUGCCGCGCAAAGCGAAAAACGGCUGAGAAGGCGGAAGCAGCCACUGGCGCCGACGGCGCAAGCGGGGGUCAGAUGA
This is a messenger RNA of Parascedosporium putredinis, 1530 nucleotides long. NCBI's taxonomy places the organism in Eukaryota, Fungi, Ascomycota, Sordariomycetes, Microascales, Microascaceae. The record is from the annotation of a GenBank genome assembly.